GAUAAGUUGGGACGACCGGACAGCUUCUCAGGUUGCUAAGCGACGAGGCGGGAGCGCACGCACACCCUGGCUGCUUUGUAGCACCUGAGGAAACUGUGGCGGCGGCGGCGGCGUCCUGGAGACCCAAGAGACCAAGCGAGCGUGUCGCUCCCUCUCGGGUCCGAGGACCUAGCCUAGGAACCUUCUGCCCGGGGUAGUGUCUGGUGAUGAGGCGAGAGUUUUGCUGGGACGCCUACUCCAAAGCGGCCGGGAGUCGCGCUUCUUCCCCACUCCCGAGACAGGAUAGAGAUUCCUUCUGCCAUCAGAUGUCUUUCUGCUUGACUGAACUGCACCUGUGGUCUUUGAAGAAUACCUUACACAUUGCGGAUAGAGACAUUGGGAUCUACCAGUAUUAUGACAAGAAAGAUCCACCAGCGACAGAGCAUGGUAACUUAGAAAAGAAGCAGAAGCUGGCAGAGUCACGAGAUUAUCCUUGGACGCUCAAAAACAGACGCCCAGAAAAACUCCGAGACUCGCUCAAAGAGUUGGAGGAGCUGAUGCAAAACAGUCGGUGUGUGCUGAGCAAAUGGAAGAACAAAUAUGUCUGUCAGCUCCUUUUUGGUUCAGGUGUGCUGGUGUCUCUAAGCCUUUCUGGGCCGCAGCUGGAGAAAGUGGUGAUUGACAGAAGCCUGGUGGGGAAGCUCAUCUCAGACACCAUCAGUGAUGCUCUUCUCACAGACAGUUUUAUCAUCUUAUCAUUUUUGGCACAAAACAAACUAUGUUUUAUUCAGUUUACCAAGAAGAUGGAGUCUUCUGAUGUAAACAAAAGACUGGAAAAACUCUCAGCCUUGGAUUAUAAGAUUUUCUAUUAUGAAAUACCCGGCCCAAUAAACAAGACAACAGAGCGACAUCUAGCUAUCAACUGUGUUCAUGAUAGAGUUGUUUGCUGGUGGCCACUGGUCAACGAUGAUGCUUGGCCUUGGGCCCCCAUUUCUUCUGAGAAGGACAGAGCCAAUCUACUCCUCCUGGGUUAUGCUCAAGGAAGACUAGAGGUUCUGAGUUCUGUCCGCACAGAAUGGGACCCACUGGAUGUUCGCUUUGGCACCAAACAGCCUUAUCAGGUGUUCACAGUGGAGCACUCCGUAAGUGUAGACAAAGAGCCCAUGGCUGACAGCUGCAUCUAUGAAUGCAUUCGGAAUAAAAUCCAGUGUGUGUCAGUCACCAGAAUACCACUAAAGUCAAAGGCCAUCAGCUGCUGCAGGAAUGUUACUGAAGACAAACUGAUUCUGGGCUGUGAAGAUUCUUCGCUAAUUCUUUAUGAAACUCACCGUAGAGUGACUCUCUUAGCACAGACUGAACUUUUGCCUUCAUUAAUAAGCUGCCACCCAAGUGGUGCCAUUCUGCUAGUUGGCAGCAACCAAGGGGAGUUGCAAAUUUUUGAUAUGGCUCUAUCCCCUAUUAACAUCCAACUGUUGGCUGAAGACCGCUUACCCAGGGAGACUCUGCAAUUCAGUAAAUUAUUUGAUGCCUCCAGCAGUCUUGUUCAAAUGCAAUGGAUAGCUCCUCAGGUUGUUUCUCAGAAGGGUGAAGGUAGUGAUAUCUAUGAUCUCCUCUUCCUCAGGUUUGAAAGAGGACCUUUGGGUGUGCUGUUGUUUAAACUAGGCGUCUUCACUCGAGGACAGCUGGGCCUGAUAGACAUCAUCUUCCAGUACAUUCACUGUGAUGAGAUCUAUGAGGCAAUAAACAUCCUGAGCAGCAUGAACUGGGACACUCUGGGCCACCAGUGCUUUAUCAGCAUGAGCGCCAUUGUAAACCAUCUUCUUAGACAGAAGCUCACUCCAGAGAGAGAAGCACAGCUUGAGACAAGCCUUGGAACCUUCUAUGCUCCAACAAGACCACUUCUGGAUUCCACUAUAUUGGAAUAUAGAGAUCAAAUCAGCAAAUAUGCAAGGAGAUUCUUCCAUCACUUGCUCAGGUACCAGAGGUUUGAAAAGGCAUUUCUCCUAGCUGUUGACGUUGGUGCUCGUGACCUCUUUAUGGAUAUUCAUUACCUUGCACUAGAUAAAGGUGAAUUGGCACUAGCUGAAGUGGCAAGAAAAAGAGCUAGUGACAUUGAUGCAGAAUCAAUAACCUCUGGGGUUGCCAAAGGGACCAAUUGUCAGCUUCUCUCUGAUGCCACCACAUAGAUCUAAUCUUCAAGGUGGUACUGAAGGACUCAAAGCCAUUCCAGCAGGGUAGCUCUAAACCUGAAUACCAGGGCUGACAGGUACUAGCAAGAUAAUCCCAUUCUCCUUCCCCCAUCCUGAAAGAGUUCCAGAUUGAUUAGACCACUUUCAUAUCUCUGUUUCUAAUGGAUAGGGAAUACUCACUAUUAAUGCAGUAUUGGAUAAGAAUAACUGUAAUUGACCUAUCACUAUAUCUUGUUACUUUCUAGGGAGGGAUAUUAAUGUGUGUACUACUACUAAUAAUAGCACUUAAUAUUUAUUGAAUGUUAAGUUACAGAUAACUAAUUUUCACCACAACUCUGUGAAGUAAGUACAAUUUAUAUUUGCUAUGAGAAGUCACUUCUAACUAAAUGAUGAAAGCAUACCAUGUUUAUAGGAAUGAUGACGUUAUAUGAUGGGGAAAUAUCCUCCAUCCCUAUCCCUCUAGCCAUUUAGGAAAACAAAGCAGGAAGUUAAGUCCUAACCAAUUUUCUGGGAAUUUUCCUUAGUUGUCCUGUACCCUGCCUUUUAUUCCAGGGUAUCAGAUAUAAUGAGGGCCAUCUUUGCAUUUUAAAGCUAUUUAAAAUUAGUAAGAGUGAAAGAGAAUGUGAAGAGAUUAUCACAAAAUUUCAGCAAAAUGAAGAAACUCCCCAAUUCACCAAAAUGCAUCUCACUUCCUGUGUAUUCUCUGAUGAGGUUACUGUGGCCAGCGGAUAAUUCCUAGCCAGAAAGCUUAGUGUACCCACUUUGAGCCCUGCGUCAUUUCUAGCAAAUAUAUUUUCACUGAUACCCUGUGACUUCCCUUUUCUCAGCCUUGUCUCAGGCCUCAGCCUUUGACCUAGAUUACUAUGUUUUGACAAAGAUACUAUUAAAUAACAUCAGUAACUUUCAAGAGGUUGCCCUAUUACAUGAAUGUUCUACUCCAGUUUUGCUGCAGAAAACUGGGUGAUUCUCACUCAUAAUUCCGAAUGGAAUUAACAAAGAAUUUCUUGUUUCCUCAUCAUGGUCUCUACCUAGUUCUUUUUUGCAGCCCACAUCAUGCUGGGGAAAGCUAAUUUUCUUUCAAAUUCCCUCAAUUUAAUUCAAUUAUUCUCUUAAACUUAUCCCAAAGCUGAAAGUUAUUAAAUUUUUGGCUUUCAAAGUGGUUCUUUGAUGCAAGCAAGGAGCCAAAUUAUGUGAGAUAGCAAAAGAGUAGUUCCAUUUACAUGGGAAAGUCUGUAAAAAAGCAUCAGACAUAAAUACUGCCACCAUAGUUAAAAGCAAGAGGCGCCAAAGGAAAAGCUGGAUGAUGAUAAUCUGAACAAUUUGGUAAUUUUUUAAACUUUUUAUUGAAGUCUAACAUGCAUACAGAAAAGUGCACAAAACAUAAGCAUGUGACUCAAUGAAUUUCACAAAGUGAACACAUCCUUGUAAACAGUAUCCUGACCAAGUAACAUAUGUUACCAGGACCCCAGAAGCCUUCCUAUACCCACUUCAAGAUGCUAUAAUCUCAGCCCAGCUGUCCAGAUUUGUAACAUUAUAGACUAAUUUGCCUUUUUUCAAACUUAAAUGGAUUCAUACCUAUAUUCUUUUGUAUUUGGCUCCUUUUAUUCAACAUUAUGAAUCUGAGAAUCUUUCGUAUGUUGCAUAUAGUUAUAAUUCUUCCACUCUUCUUGCUGUAUAACAAUAUUCCAAUGCAUGAAUGUACUUCAAUUUAUUCUACUUUAGAUGGAUAUUUGGGUUGUUUCAAGUUUGGGGCUAAUGCGAAUAGUGUUGCUAUGAACAUUCUUGUGUAUGUCUUUUAAUGGACAUAGGUAGGCAGAUCUGUUUGACUGUGCUUAGAAGUUGAACUCCUGUGACGUAGGAUAUGCAGCCUUAGUAGCUACUUCCAGUUUUCCAAAGUAGUUGUUAACAAUUUCCCUUCUCACCAGCAGUAUGUAAGAGUUCCAGUUUUGGCCAUCCUCAAUGAUGCUUGAUAUUGUCUCUCUUUUUUAUUUUAGCCAUUCCGGUGGAAAAGGUAUUGUAAUUUUGUAUAUGUGACAGUAUAAUAUAUAGGCUGUUUCUGGAUCAUGUUCUAUUUUAUUACUCUGUUUGUCUAUACUUGCACAAAUAUCUCACUGCUUUAAGCAACUCUGGCUGUCAAUGUUAUUAUUUAGUAGUGAAAAUUGCCCAGCUUUGUUCUUUAAGAUAGACUUGGCUAUCCUUCCAUAUAAAUCUCAAAAUCAGCUUAUACCCUGACUCACUCAAGGAAAAAAAAGAAACAAAAACAGUGGGGGCUGAAAUUCUGGUUAGAAUCUCAUUUAAUUCAUAGAUACAUUUGGGCUGAAUUUAUUUCUUUAUAAUAUUGUUUUCCAAUCCAUGAAUAUGAUCUAUCCCUCCAUUUAUUUAGGUCUUCUCUAUUUCUUAUGAAAAAUGUUUUGUAGUUUUCAUAGUAGUGGUCUUCCACAUCUUCCUUUAGAUUUAAGUAUUUCUUUUUCUCCUUUGUAUGUGGUAAUCUUAUUUUUAAAUUUCAUUUUCUGUUUUAUUUCUGGUAUAUAUACAAUUGACUGUUGUAUAUAUUGACCUUAUAUCUAGCAAUAAGUGAUAAAUUCGCUUAUUAAUGCCAACAGUUAGUAAAUUCUUUUGAAUUUUCUGCAUCCACAUCAUGUCGUCUGGAAAUGUGUUAGUCUCUUUGCAUUGCUAUAAAGGAAUACCUGAGACUGAGUAAUUUAUAAAGAAAAAAGGUUUAUUUUGGUUCAAGGUUCUUCAGGCUAUAUGAGAAGUAUGGUGCUGGCAUCUGUACCUGGUGAGGCCUCAGGAAGCUUCAAAUCAUGGUAGAAGGUAAAGGGGGAGAUGCCAUAUCACAUGGUAAGAGGGGAAGAAACAGAGAGAGGAGGAGGACCCAGGCUCCUGUAAACAACUAGCUCUCAUGUGAACUAACAGAGCAAGAACUCAGUUCUUACCAUGGGGAGGGCACCAAGCCAUGUAAGAGGGAUCUGCCUUCAUGACCCAAACACCUCCCAUGAGGCCCUACCUCCAACAUGGGGGAUUACAUUUCAAUAUGAGAGUUGGAGGGGACAAACAUCCAAACCAUAUCAGCAAAUAAGGACAUUUUAAUUCCUUCCUUUCUAGUUCUUAUGCUUUUUACUUCUCUUUCCUUAUUAUUGCACUGACUAGAAGCUCUAGUAUAAAGAUAAGUAGAAGUUGUGACCGGCAUUAUUUUCUAUUUCUUGAUUCUUAGGGAAAGCUUUCAAUAAUUCACCAGUUAGCAUAAAGUUUUCCCCAGGUUUUUAAUAAACCUUUUAUUCAUAUUAAUAAAGUUCCCUUCAGUAACUAGUUUGCUAAGAGUUUCUAUCAUGAAUAGGUAUUGAAUUUUAUCGAAUACUUCUCCUGUGCCUAUCAAGAUUAUCAUGAUCUUUCUCCUUUGUUCUAUUAAUAUCGUGAAUUGCAUUGAUUUUCAAAUGGCAAACUAACCUUACGUUCCAGAAUAAAUACUUCUUAAUUGUGAUGAUGUAUUUUUACAUAUUCCUGCAUUUCAUUUACUAUUUUUAAAUGUUGGCAUUUACAUUCAUGAGGGAUCAGACUUACAGACUCAUGGUUUUGCUUCAAUAUCUCUGCCUAGUUUUGAUAUCUAGAUUAUUUUGACCUAAUGCCUAAAUGUCAAACAUCUAGAAAGGAUACAUUUGAACAUGUAAUAGUACUUUAUGAUCCAGCUCUUUAUAUAUGGCAUAUGUAACACUUCCUACAACUUAAAAAUUUUACAUUAAUCUUGACUGUAUUAAUGUGAAUAUUUUGGUUGUAACAUUGUAUUAAAUUUUUGUAAAAUAUUAUCAUUGGAAGAAACUGGAUAAAAGAGACAUGGGACUUCUCCAUUAUUUCUUAGAACUGCAUAUUAAUAUAUAAUUAUCUUUAAAAGUUUAAUUUUUAAAGUUUAUAUUAAUAUAGUGUCCUAUGUUAAGUACUGUGACAAACAUUACCUUAUUUGGUCCUCCCAAAUUAUCUCUAAAGGAGAAACUACUGUAUUGGUGAAUUUUUUAGAAGUUUUUUUCUUUAAUAAUUUCAACUUUUAUUUUAGCUUCAGGGGGCAUAUGUGCAGGUUUGUUACAUGGGUAUAUUGCAUGAUGCUAAGAUUUGGGGUAUGAAUGAUCCCCAUCACCCAGGUAGUAAGCAAUAGUACCCAAGAAGUAGUUUUUCAGCCCUUGCUCCUUGCCCUUCUAUUAGUCCCCAGUGUUUAUUAUUCCCAUCUUUAUGUCCAUGUGUACCUAAUGCUUUACUCCCACUUACAUAUGAGAAUAUGUGGUAUUUGGUUUUCUAUUACUGAGUUAAUUCACUUACAGUAAUGGCUUCCAGCUACAACUAUGUUGCUGCAAAGGAUGUUAUUUCAGUCUUUUUUAUGGCUGUAUAGUUUUCCAUGGUGUAUAUAUACUACAUUUUCUUCAUUCAAUCCAUCAUUGAUGGGUUCCUAGGUUGAUUCCAUGUCUUUGCUAUUGUGAGUAGUGCUGUGAUGAACAUACAAGUGCAUGUGUCUUUUUGGCAAAACAAUUUAUUUUCCUUUGGGUAUAUACUCAGGAAUGGGAUCAACGGGUUGAAUGAUAGUUCUCAGUUUUUGAGAAAUCUCCAGACUGUUUUCCACAGUGGCUGAAUUAAUUUACAUUCCCACCAGCAGUGUAUAAGCAUUCCCUUUUCUCCACAACCUCACAGCAUAUGUUAUUUUCUGACUUUUUAACAAAAGCCAUUCUGACUGGUGUGAGAUGGUAUCUCAUUGUGGUUUUGAUCUGCAUCUCUUUGAUUAGUGACAUUGAGCAUUUUUUCAUGUUUGUUGACUGCUUGUAUGUCUGCUUUUGAGUAAUGAUUGUUCAUGUCAUUUUCAUGCUUUUUAAUGGACUUAUUUGUUUUUAUCUUGUUGAUUUCAAGUUUUUCAUAGAUUCUGCUUAUUAGUCCUUUGUUAAAUGCAUAGCAUAGUUUGCAAAUAUUUUCUCUCAUUCUGUAGGCUGUCUGUUUACUUUGUUGAUAGUUUUUUUGAUGUGCAGAAGCUCUUUGGUUUAAUUGGGCCCCACUUGUCAAUUUUUGUUAUUGUUGCAUUUAUUUUUGAGGACUUACUUAAUCAUAAAUUUUUUACCAAGGCCAAUGUCCAGAAGGACAUUUCCUAGGUUUUCUUCUAGGAUUCUUAUAUGGUAUGAGGUCAUACAUUUAAUUAUUUAAUUAAUCUUAAGUUAAUUUUUGUAUAUGGUGAAAAGAUAUGGCUAGCAAGCUAUUCCAGAACCAUUUAUUGGAUAGGGAGUCCUUUCCCAACUUCUUUUCUUGACUGUCGAAGAUCAGAUGCCUGUAGAUGUGUGGCUUUAUUUCAGUGUUCUCUAUUUUGUUACAUUGGUCUCUGUGUCUGUUUUUGUACUACUACUAUGUUGUUUUGGUUACUGCAGACUUGUAGUAUAGUUUAAAGUUGGGUAAUGGUGAUCCCUCCAGCUCUGUUCUUCAUGCUUAGGAUUGCUUUGGUUAUCUGGGCUCUUUUUUGGUUCCAUAUGAAUUUUAGAAUGGUUUUUGUUCUAUUUCUAUGAAAAAUGACCUUGGUAGUUUGAUAGAUACAGAGUUGAAUCCAUAGAUUGCUUUGGGCAGUAUGGACAUUUUAAUGAUAUUGAUUUUUCCAAUCCAGGCACGUGGAAGUUUUUCCAUUUGUUGGUGUCGUCUGUGAUUUCUUUCAGCGGUAUUUUGUAGUUCAUUCACUUCCUUGGUUAGGUGUAUUCCUAUGUAUUUUAUUUUGUUUGUGUAUUGAUAUUGUAAGUGGGAUUAUGUUCUUGACUUGGCUCUCAGCUUGAAUGUUAUUAGUAUACAGAAAUGGCACUGAUUUUUCUGUUGAUUUUUGUAUCCAAAACUUUACAGAAGUCAUUUUUCAGGUCUAGGAGUCUUCUGGUGAAGUCCUUAGGGUUUUCUAUGUACAGAAUCAUAUCAUCAGCAAAGAGAGAUAAUCUUUUCCUAUUUGGAUGCCUUUAAUUUCUUUCUCUUCUCCUGAUUUCUCUGGCUAGGACUUCCAGUACUUUUUUGAACAGGAAUGAUGAGUGUGGGCAUCUUUGUCUUAUUCCUGUUCUUAAGGGGAAUGCUUCCAGCUUUUGCCAUUUAGUAUGAUGUUGGCUAUGGGUUUGUCAUAGAUGGCUCUUACUUUGAGGUCUGUUCCUUCUAUGCCUAGCUUGUUGAGGGUUUUUUAUCAAGGAGGAUGUUGGAUUUUAUCAAAGGCUUUUUCCAUGUCUAUUGAGAUAAUCAUAUGGUUUUUGUUUUUAAUUCUGUUCAUGUGGUGAAUCACGCUUAUUGAUCUGCAUAUGUUGAACCAACCUUGCAUCCCAAGAGUAAAGCCUGCUUGAUCAUGGUGAAUUAACUUUCUGAUUUGCUGCUGGAUUCAAUGUGUUAGAAUUUUGUUGAGGAUUUUUGCAUUUAUGUUCAUCAGGCAUAUUGGCCUGUGGUUUUCUUUUUUCAUUGUGUCUUUGCCAGGUUUUGGUAUCAGGGUGGUUCUGGCUUCAUAGAAUGAGUUAUGAAGGAGUUCCCUCCUACCUGAUUUUUGGAAUAGUUUCAGUAGGAUUGGUACAAGUUCUUCUUUAUACAUCUAGUAUAAUUCAGCUGCAAAUCCAUCUGGUCCGGGGCUUUUUAAAAAUUGGUAGGCUUUCUGGCUAGGCACGGUGGCUCACGCCUGUAAUCCCAGCACUUUGGGAGGCCGAGGUGGGCAGAUCAUGAGGUCAGGAGAUCGAGACCAUCCUGGCUAACACGGUGAAACCCCGUCUCUACUAAAAAUACAAAAAAUUAGCCAGGCAUGAUGGUGAGUGACUGUAGUCCCAGCUACCUGGGAGGCUGAGGCAGGAGAAUGGCAUGAACCCAGGAGGCAGAGAUUGCAGUGAGCCGAGAUCAUGCCACUGCACUCCAGCCUCGACGACAGAGCGAGACUCUGUCUCAAAAAAAAAAAAAAAAAAAAAAAGGUAGGCUUUUUAUUAUUGAUUGAAUUUCAUAACUUGUUUAUUGUUCUGUUCAGGGUUUCACUUUCUUUCUGGCUCAAUCUUGGGAGGUUGUGUGUUUCCAGGAAUUUAUCUAUUUCCUCUACAUUUUCUAGUUCAUGUGCAUUCAGAUGUUUGUAUUAGUUUCUAAGGAUCUUUUGUAUAUCUGUGGGAUCACUGAUAAUAUUACCUUUGUCAUUUCUGAUUGUGCUUAUUUAGAUCAUCCUUUUUUCCUUUGUUAUCAAAUGAGUGGUCUAUCAUACCUGUUUAUCCUUUCAAAGUAUAAACUUUUGGUGUCGUUCAUUCUUUGUAUGGAUUUUUGGAUCUCAAGUUCAUUUAGUUCUGCUCUGAUAUUAGUUACUUCAUUUCUUCUGCUAUCUUUGGGGUUAGUUUAUUCUUGUUUUUCUAGUUCCUCUAGGUGUGAUGUUAGAUUGUUAAUCUGAGAUCUUUCUAACUUUUUGGUGCAGGCGUUUAGUUCUAUAAACUUUGGAGAGAUCUUUUUUGUAUAGGCAAUGAAAUGAGGUUACAGUGGAAAUGCUCCAUAAAUUGCAAAAAAUUGAGAGCCAGUGCUCUAUAGCAAUUCUAAUCAGUUUUCUAUGGAUAUAGUUCCCAGAUUGAACUCCUUAAUAUAAUAGUGCCAUAAAACACUCAGUAAAAUAAAAUAUAUAUGGCUAAAUACUUGAAGGAUAUAUUAAGACAAACUAAUUUCUUUAAAAAUUUCUGGUGUACAUGAAAUGUUCUCAGAAAUCACAAACUUAACUGUUUGUUUAUCUUAACAUUUCCAAAAAUUUUGACCAUACAACCCUCAUCUUUCUCAUUGUUCUAGGCAAGAGCUAUAAAUUCACAGAACUUGAGAUUUUUAUAAUUCACAUGGGGAAACUUAUAGCUUAAUUGCACAGCUGUAAAUCUUUAUCCUUACUAAUAGGCUUAGCAUGAUGGUACUAGCCAUUAAAAUAGUAAUAAUCAUUCAAUUGAGGUAAAGAACUCAGAUAUUUAUACUGCUAUUAUAGUAGUCUCCCCUUAUCUGCUAAUUUCCUUUCUGUGGUAUCAAUUACCUGCAGUCAACCACAGCCCAAAAAUAUUAUAUGGAAAAUUCCAGAAAUAAAUAAUUCAUAAUUUUUAAAUCGUGCACUGUUGAGUAGUGUGAUGAAAUCUCACACUGUCCUAUUUUGUUUUGUCCAGGAUGUGAAUCCCUUUGUCCAGUGUACCCACACUGUAUAUGCCACCUGCCCAUAAGUCACUUAGCAGCCAUCUUGGUUAAAAGAUGGACUGUAAUGGUGUAGCACUGCUUGUAUUCACGCAACCUGUAUUUUACUUAAUAAUGACUCCAAAGCACAAAAGUAGUGAUGCUGGCAAUUCAGAUAUAACAAAGAGAUGCAUCUUAUGGUGCUCUCAGUGAGUAAAAAGGUGAAAGUUCUCAACUUAAUAAGGAUAUAUAUCAUAUGCGGAGCUUGCUAAGAUCUAUGGUACAUUACAUAUGAAUCCUCUAUCCAUGACAUUGUGAAGAAGGAAACAGAAAUUCAUGAGUUGUGCUGUUGCACCUCAAACUGCAAAAGUUACAGCCACAGUGUGUGAUAAGUGCUUAGCUACGAUGGAAGUCAUUACAUUUGCAGGUGAAAGACACAAACAGAAAGGUGUUCGAAUUGACAGCCAUCAGAUUCGGUAAUAUCUGCUAUUUCAAGCAUUCACUGGGGGUCUUUGAACAUAUACCCCAUGGAUAAAGGAAGACUACCAUACCUGGAAAAUUCCUCUCCCCUCAGCCUCUUCCUUCUUUCAGUUCCACACUCUGAGUGACAUACAGCCAAAUUUCAGAAUAGGAAGCUCUUUGUCCUUGUUACCCCACAGUUAACAUAAAAAAUCAGAGGUAAAGACAUGUGCAGCUGGUAAUGUCUCAGACUUUCUUGACAAAACUGGAGAGAUUAAAUAAGCAUUCUCAUGAGGGGUUAUAUUGCCAAAACCCAUGAUCACUGUAGAGGCUAGAUAAACAUCUUUAUUAGGGAUUAUCUAUGCUACAGGCAUUGUCUAAAGAACUUGCUGCAGAACACCUUGGUAUGUAGGAGUCAAACAUCCGUCAUCAUGUCAGUUUUGCUUCAAGAUGACAUCACUGUUGCCAUGCAACAGGCCAUUUUCUUACAGAAAUUAAGGCAUUCAAAAGCAGCCAUGUAUACAGGGGAAUUGAGAAAGCCACACACAGGCCCAGUCAACACACAUUUCAGAAAAGACCUGACAAGACCAUAAGCUUUUACCUCAGGCCAAUUCCUAUGCUCAGAGCAAACCUAGCUAAUUAGUGGGACUGUCCCGGCACACAGCUAGUCUGCAAAGACCGGGAAAGAUGGCUUUUUCAAAUGCCCAGUUUCACACACACACACCCCACAAGGCAUACAAAGAAACAGGAAAACAUGGCCUAUUCAAAGGAGCAAAAUUAAUUGGUAGAAAUCAAACCUGAGAAAGCACAGACAUCUUACUAACUAGGCAAAGUCUUUAAAACAGCUGCCUUAAAUAUGUUCAAAGAGUGAAAGGAAACCAUAUAAAGAACUAAAGAAUAUUAAAAAAAAAACACAUAAGAACAAAAUGAAAA
Messenger RNA from Homo sapiens (human), 11693 nucleotides. RefSeq names its product WD repeat containing planar cell polarity effector (gene WDPCP). Gene Ontology annotation, cellular component: axonemal basal plate; plasma membrane; axoneme. NCBI's taxonomy places the organism in Eukaryota, Metazoa, Chordata, Mammalia, Primates, Hominidae. The transcript has 15 exons. The coding region runs from base 207 to 2165 and encodes 652 amino acids. Gene Ontology annotation, molecular function: phosphatidylinositol binding. The record is from RefSeq and is a predicted model, not a curated record.